AUGUCACGAAGGCCAUCAACUUCAACUCAGCGCGGUAUUGGUACUGGCAGCUUGGGGGGAACUUUUCAUCCAAAAUCGAGUUCCCGUCGUUUAUUAUCCAAAACCCUGAUGUUCUUGGGCUUGAUCCUCAUUAUUGGGUAUACUUUUCGUGACUCAGGUGGAGCCCAGGUCAAGGAAUCACUAGCUAGAAUUGAAGAUGAUUUCACAUGCACAUCAGAAGUUCAGAGGGCAAUGCCAUAUUUAAAGAUGGCAUAUGGUGACAGUGUUCACAAAGUUUUGCAUGUUGGACCCGAUACCUGUUCAGUGGUCGAGAAACUGUUAAAAGAAGAAGAAACCGAAGCAUGGGGUGUUGAACCGUAUGAUACAGAGGAUGCUGAUAGGAAUUGCAGAAGUCUAGUGCAUAAGGGCAUAGUGCGCGUUUCUGAUAUUAAGUUCCCUCUACCAUACAGGGCUAAAUCAUUCUCCCUAGUUGUUAUCUCGGAUGCUGUAGAUUAUCUGUCUCCAAAGUACCUGAACAAGACUAUUCCGGAUUUAGCAAGAGUGUCGAGUACUGGUCUUGUUAUUUUUACUGGCUAUCCAGGUCAUUCGAGAGCUGAAGUACCAGAGUUGUCCAAGUUUGGACGCCCGGCGAAAAUGAGGAGCUCAUCUUGGUGGGGAAAGUUUUUCGUCCAGACAGGCUUAGUUGAGAAUGAAGCUGCAGUGAAAAAGUUUGAGCAGUCUGCAACCAAGAGUUCAUACACUUCUAGGUGCCAAAUUUUCCACCUCAAAUCAUAUGACUAA
Molecule: messenger RNA, 780 nt
Organism: Fraxinus pennsylvanica
Lineage: Eukaryota; Viridiplantae; Streptophyta; Magnoliopsida; Lamiales; Oleaceae
Source: the annotation of a GenBank genome assembly